AUGGGCAUCCCGCUGGUCGGCUGUGCCAGCUACCGGCUGAACCUCGCCGUUCGAACACUGCUCGAGCCGCGUGAAGCCGAUCUGGAGCAAGUCCAGUCCCUCAUGAAGCGCCUUCGGACAUUGACUCAGGCAGCCAAGUUGCGUUUGAAGACGUCUCUCAGGCCGAAGCUGCGCCAGGAGACGAGGUGGGGAUCGACCUACGCUAUGCUUGCACGCUACUUCGAUCUGCGCGAGUUUAUCAGCGCUGAUGACGAAGACCUCGCCGAGUUGAUGCCAUCUCCCCUCGCCGAGUUGAUGCCAUCUCCUGCCGCGAACCGGCGAUUGAAAGCACUAUUGUUCGAGUUGGCAGAUGUCGAGUCGGUUUCGAUGAAAUUGCAAUCCGUGGAGCUUAACCUGUUGGAUGCGCGCGACCUACUUGACGGGCUGCUAGAGGUAAAGCCAAGCUUCUAUCGCUAUUUUGCCCCGAACGCUGACAUCGUCGCUGCUCCCGAGUUCGAGAGCGCCGUGAUCAAGGUCCUGGAGGGACAAGCGAAGCAGCUUUCGCUAGGUGAAAAGGCUGCGCUAAGAUCGUUUGAACGACAGACCACCAUAGCUGCGACCGCGGAGACGACCAAAAUGAGGUUUGCGGACAGGAUUUUGAAGCGCAGGAAGGUUCAAGAUGACACGAGCGCGUACGGCCAGCUGGAUGCCAUCCCGUCGACGUCCAAUGCAGCUGAACGGCUGUUCAGCAUGGCGCGAAUGGUGCUCCGGUACGAGAGGAACCGUUUGUCACCGCUGAUGCUAGAGAUGCUGUUGUUUUUGAAGAUGAACAGCAAGUACUGGGACGUCACGACGGGUUGA
Messenger RNA from Phytophthora nicotianae INRA-310, 840 nucleotides. RefSeq lists its product as hypothetical. Gene Ontology annotation, molecular function: protein dimerization activity. The record is from RefSeq and is a predicted model, not a curated record. NCBI's taxonomy places the organism in Eukaryota, Oomycota, Peronosporomycetes, Peronosporales, Peronosporaceae. The transcript has 3 exons. Bases 1 to 840 code for a protein of 279 amino acids.